Molecule: messenger RNA, 631 nt
Organism: Phodopus roborovskii (desert hamster)
Lineage: Eukaryota; Metazoa; Chordata; Mammalia; Rodentia; Cricetidae
Product: cysteine-rich protein 2-like
Exons: 1
Source: RefSeq, a predicted model, not a curated record
CCAUGGCCUCCAAGUGUCCCAAGUGUGACAAGACCUUGUACUUAGCUGAGAAGGUGAGCUCCCUCGGCAAGGACUGGCACAAGUUCUGUCUCAAGUGUGAGCGCUGCAACAAGACGCUGACCCCCGGGCGCCAUGCUGAGCAUGAUGGGAAGCCUUUCUGCCACAAGCCCUGCUAUGCCACACUGUUUGGGCCCAAAGGUGUGAAUAUAGGGGGUGCUGGUUCCUACAUCUAUGAGAAGCCUCUGACUGAAGGCCCUCAGGUCACUGGCCCGAUCAAGGUCCCUGUGGUGCGAACAGAGGAGCGAAAGACCAGCAGACUCCCCAAGGGGCCCAGCAAAGCCUCUAGUGUCACCACAUUCACUGGGGAACCCAACAUGUGUCCUCGAUGCAACAAGAGGGUGUACUUUGCUGAGAAGGUGACCUCUCUGGGCAAGGACUGGCACUGACCCUGUCUACGCUGUGAGUGCUGCUCCAAGACACUGACCCCUGGCGGGCAUGCUGAGCAUGAUGGCCAGCCCUACUGCCACAAGCCUUGCUAUGGAAUUCUCUCUGGAUCCAAGGGAGUGAAUACUGGUGCUGUGGGCAGUUACAUCUAUGACAAGGACCCUGAAGGCACAGUUCACCCUUAGGC